AUGGUUCGCGUAUCCGUCCUCAAUGACUGCUUGAACAACAUCGUCAACGCCGAGCGCCGUGGAAAGCGCCAGGUGCUCAUCCGCCCCUCAUCCAAAGUCGUUGUCAAGUUCUUGAGCGUCAUGCAGCGUCACGGUUACAUCGGCGAGUUCGAGAUCAUCGAUGACCACCGCUCUGGCAAAAUUGUCGUCCAACUCAACGGACGUCUCAACAAAACUGGUGUCAUCUCCCCCCGCUUCAACAUCCAACACUCCCAGAUCGAGUCUUGGGUCAACUUGCUCCUCCCCGCUAGAGGUUUCGGUAUUAUCAUCCUUACCACUUCUUCCGGAAUUCUCGACCACGAGGAGGCUCGUCGCAAGAACGUCGGAGGCAAGCUCCUUGGAUACGUCUACUAG
Molecule: messenger RNA, 393 nt
Organism: Psilocybe cubensis
Lineage: Eukaryota; Fungi; Basidiomycota; Agaricomycetes; Agaricales; Agrocybaceae
Exons: 4
Coding region: 1-393 (130 amino acids)
Biological process (GO): translation
Cellular component (GO): cytosolic small ribosomal subunit; ribosome
Molecular function (GO): structural constituent of ribosome
Source: RefSeq, a predicted model, not a curated record